Cajanus cajan (pigeon pea) is the source of this 1871-nucleotide messenger RNA. RefSeq lists its product as uncharacterized. The record is from RefSeq and is a predicted model, not a curated record. Gene Ontology annotation, molecular function: calcium ion binding. Lineage: Eukaryota; Viridiplantae; Streptophyta; Magnoliopsida; Fabales; Fabaceae.
UCUUGCCCAAUAAUCUCCACUCUCUUUUUUGGCUUCAAUGUUUUUUAAUUUGUCUUGUUCUCAAAAUAUCUUGGAUUGGAAUCUUAGCAAUGUUGGGUGGGGGGUUAAACUUGAAAGAAAAUAUACAUGGCUUUAUUUGAAAGAAAUUGCUAUUGAACUAACUAGUCUUUGUCAGUUGUUUAUAAUUCUCCCUUAGAAAAUAAGCGAUAAGACUCAAAUCAGUUUCUACAAAGUGUCAAACCGACUUGCUACCAAGAUUGAUGUUAUAAGGGGCUACUUAGCUUUUGACUUUUGCAUUGGCUUAAGCUUUGGCAGUAUGCUUAUUAUUUUAAUCCUUUCCAUGACAAUAUUAUCAUGACUAAAAAAUAGUUAACUUAUCGUCAAUAAAAUACUCAUUACCGUCAUCUGAUUUGUUUCGGUUCCCAUGUCUUUUGGUUUCCAUUUGUUAAUUUUUUUUCUUUCUGUAUAUGUAGCUCCUUUGCAGACUCUAUAGUCUAUAGCUGUUUAAUGCUUUAGAUGUUGAUGAAGAAACAGUCUAUGUCUGAACUUGGGAUAAAAAAAAAAAAAUUAAAUGGCAAUAUGCUUUUUAGCAUUAUUGUUAGUAUGAUGCUUGCUUUCAAGAACAAGUUCUCAAAAUUUUGACUUCUAGCUGGUCCCAGAAGUAUCAUAAUCCAUCAUCCAUGUUACCUUGGUCGGUCCUGUGGAAAUCUGCCUUGUCUGUUGCAAUUACUUGGCCUGCUCCAUUUUGCUUUUUAUUAUCUCCCAGGAGGCAGAAAAGGGUGACGUAUAUGGUGGAAUAAACAAAGUCUAGCUGGCAAUUUUAACCGCUAAUGUCUUGAAUGAGUUCACCCAUGGCAAGCAAGAAAAAGUGAGCAAGACUGAGUUCAAAGAGGUUCUCUCAGACAUUCUUUUGGGCAUGGCUGCUGGACUGAAGCGAGACCCUAUUGUUAUACUCCGCAUUGAUGGGGAAGAUUUCCUUGAGUUUGUUAAUGGUCCAAGCUAUGAAGCUGAAAUGACAUCCAUUUUCUCUCAGAUUGAGUCGCCAAGUGGGUCACUUCACGAACAUGUAAUUGAAGCUUUUGGGAGACUGUCUGUUGAUCAAGGAAUUCCUCCCACCUCAGAUUCUUGGGUUUUCAACAACAUUGUGGAUCCAGCACUGUCUCAAGCUGGCCCUACUUUGGACAAGCCUGUGGCUCAAGAGACAUUUUUGGAAGAAUUUAAGAAAGUGGCAUUGAAUGUAGUUGAAUUUCUUAAAGAGAAACCCGUCAUUGUUGCCCACAGUGAAAACACAUUUGAUGGACGCGGCAUCAAGAGACUUUUAUCCAACAAGUUUGAACUAGACAGGACAUUGAACUUAGCUUUAGACAAUCUGCCAAAAGAUCACAAUGGAAAAAUAUCAAAGGACUAUUUGCGGGUGGCACUAGAUCUGGUGUCCCCAUCUGCUGGUUUACCUCCAGUUGGUGCAAUUGAAGAGAUGGAUAAGAUUAUUAGUGAAGCCUUUAAGAUGGUGAAUGCGGAUGACACAAAGACGGUUAAAGAAGACGAAUUCAAGAAAAUUUUAACUGAAAUACUGGGGAGUAUCAUGUUGCAGUUAGAGGGCAAUCCCAUAUCUGUUUCUUCAAAUUCAGUUGUGCAUGAGCCUUUAGGCUCAUCUUCUAUACUCUUGCAGCCAUCUUCUAGUGAAACAGCAUAAUUGUCUCAUGUUUAAGACCGGCCAAAAACUAAAUACAAUAAAAAAAAUUUAUUGAUGCAAUUUGUUACAGACAUAGUUUGUCUUUUGAGAAGUAACUUCCACUUUGUAUGCAGUUGGAUUAUUUAUAAAUUUGAAAAAUUAUAGAAUGCCAUGGAAAGGAAAAAAAUCAAACUGUUAA